UAAAGAAAGGAAGUACAAAGUGCGAGGGUCGCUCGAAGGCGUUGCCCGCCAUCUUCAAUCUUCUGAGUGUGUUUGCGCAUAAAUAAAAAAUAUAAAAAAUCUCUGGAGGGUACUUUAAAAACCCUAAACCAAGUUCUUUGUUCGUGAGUGUCACCUGGGUAACGAUCGCAGCCGGGGAUAGCUUAAGAUGAAGGUGGUGGCAUUGGUAAGCGGCGGCAAGGACAGCUGUUACGCCAUGAUCAAGUGUAUGGAGUACAGUCACCAGGUUGUUGCAUUGGCGAAUUUGUUGCCGGCUGAUGAUUCAGUGGACGAGCUUGAUAGCUACAUGUACCAAACUGUUGGGCACCAAAUAGUUGUCACCUAUGCAGAAUGCAUGGGACUACCAUUGUUCAGACGACGAAUACAAGGAUCUACAAGGCAUCAGAAGCUUAGCUACAGAAUGACCAUGGGUGAUGAAGUUGAAGACAUGUUUGUUUUGUUAAAUGAAGUGAAAAGACAGAUCCCUUCUGUCACAGCAGUAUGUUCUGGUGCUAUUGCAUCUGACUAUCAAAGGCUACGAGUGGAAAGUGUUUGUUCAAGGUUAGGGCUUGUUUCUCUGGCAUAUUUGUGGAAACAAGAUCAGUCAUUGCUUCUUCAAGAAAUGAUAACAAAUGGGAUUGUAGCUAUCACAGUGAAGGUUGCAGCGAUGGGGUUGGACCCUAGAAAGCAUUUGGGCAAAGAUAUAGGUUUCUUGAAGUCUUAUCUGCAUAGAUUGAAAGAGUUGUAUGGGAUUAAUGUAUGCGGCGAAGGAGGGGAAUAUGAGACAUUGACACUUGACUGCCCCCUCUUUCUUAAAGCCCGAAUUGUACUCGAUGAAUUUGAUGUUAUAAUGGACUCUUCUGAGGCCAUAGCCCCAGUCGGAAUUCUUCAUCCCUUGGCCUUUCAUCUAGAAAAUAAGGAAGAGUCCAAUUCUUUAAGUGGCAUUGACAAAACCUCUGAGAUUUGUCCGGAGAAAGUGGGUUUUGUAUAUGAAGUGCAAGGUGAUUUUCUUCAAAGCAGUGAAGCCAUAUGCCAAUCUGCUGCAGAAGUCACCAAGUUAGAUGGAGUUGCAGAACAUAGACUUCGCAUUUCAAGAACAAAAAGUUAUAGUACAUUUUCCAUUUGUUGCUGGUUGCAAGAUUCGUGCCAUACUUCAGCAGGUUUGCAACAAGAUUUGGAGGUUGUUUUAAAGAAGAUUGAACUAGAGCUUGUGGGAUGUGGUUUUAAUUGGGAGAAUGUCCUCUAUGUUCAUCUAUAUAUUGCUGACAUGAACAAGUUUACCAUAGCAAAUGAGACAUAUGUGAGAUAUAUAACACAGGAGAAGUGCCCUUUUGGUGUUCCAUCCCGAAGCACCAUUGAACUACCAUUGUCACAAGUGGGUUUAGGAAGUGCUUACGUUGAAGUUUUGGUUGCAAAUGACCAGAGUAAAAGAGUUUUGCAUGUUCAAAGUAUUUCCUGCUGGGCGCCUAGUUGCAUUGGACCAUAUAGCCAGGCAACUUGGCAUAGGGAGAUACUUCACAUGGCUGGGCAGUUGGGGCUUGACCCUCCGACAAUGACUCUCAGCAAUGGAGGCCCCUCCGCUGAGCUGGAACAAGCACUAGAAAAUAGUGAAGCAGUAGCUAAAUGCUUUAACUGUUCAAUAUCUACUUCUGCUAUUCUCUUUGUUGUCUACUGUUCGGCAUAUGUUCCAUCACCAGAGAGAUGCAAAAUUCAAGACAAGCUGGAAACUUUCCUUAAGCAAAUGAGGCUCUUUCAGUCAGACAGAGAAAACAUUUCUAAAGCUCUUGAUCCUAUUUAUCUGUAUCUCCUUGUGCCGGAUCUUCCAAAAAGGGCACUUGUAGAAUUAAAACCCAUUCUUUAUGCUCCGGAGGAUAUGGAUAUGGCAAUUGGAACCAUGCAAGACCUUUCUAGUGUAAGGAUGCCUAGUUAUUGGGGUUUUCAGCAUGCAGACUGGCAUGAUUCUUGCUUCCAGAAAUGUGUUGUUCAUGGAAAGAUUUGUGCAGUUAUUUUGUGUUUCACAAGUGAACUUGUUGAGAAGAUAUGCUCCGAUUCUCUAGGUGGUGGUACGGACAAUGGAGAUUAUCCACUUUCAGUCCAAGGGAGGCAAAUGGAAAGUGUAUCAAGAUUUUGCAUUUAUCUUCUUGAUAAACUUUAUAUGCAGACCAAUUUCUCUUGGGAAGAUACAAAGCAUUUGAGGUUCUACUUCCCAACAAGCCUUGGCCUCCCUGUGGAGGUACUGUCCCUCAUGUUAAACAAUGCAUUCAAUGAGUUAGCUGAAAUGGAUCAGAGAGUUAUAAUUGGGGAAGAGCCCAUCUUUAAUCUUGUUCCUGUCUUGGGUGCUGGGAGUUCUGCCACAUCCAUGGAUAAUAUAUUAACCUGUGAACUAUUUGCGAGCAAAUCUUGAGUGGGCUUGUUUCUCAUCAAAGCAUUUGUUUUUAAUUGCCAAUUCAUGAGCAAUCUGAAAAUAGAUAUGGGGGGGACAAAGAUGGGCAAGGGAAGUUGAAAAUUUGUGCAAGACAUUGGUCAGUGUUGUGUCAGAAUCCAUCCUCCUUGAUGCAAGUUCGUGUUGUGUUGAAUGCUAUUAAGUUAUGAUUCACAGGGAAGAUACACUUGGCAACCCAAACUAUGAAAACUAAUGCUUUGCACUCUCCAAUUAUCACCAAUUGACAAAUAUUUUAUGGUCC
Messenger RNA from Juglans microcarpa x Juglans regia, 2702 nucleotides. RefSeq names its product diphthine--ammonia ligase. The transcript is spliced from 12 exons. The record is from RefSeq and is a predicted model, not a curated record. Bases 188 to 2422 code for a protein of 744 amino acids. Gene Ontology annotation, biological process: protein histidyl modification to diphthamide. NCBI's taxonomy places the organism in Eukaryota, Viridiplantae, Streptophyta, Magnoliopsida, Fagales, Juglandaceae. Gene Ontology annotation, molecular function: diphthine-ammonia ligase activity.